GACCGGUUCGGAAAGGUAUCUCGAUUUCGAUCUCGCGAAAUUAACGCGUCAUGUGCCACGCGGAUUAUGACACAACCUCGCAUUUCACUGCGAUGCAAGAUGCGCGUGCGGACCGCUGUCAAACGGAGAUUGACAGAAUGAUUUAAGAUGCCCGAUCAUCACUUUAUAUUCAGAUGUCGUCGUGUUCCUCUUCCUUUUCGUCUAUUUCUUUUUUCGCCCGAACUAUGUACACAAUGGUUCACUUCGCUGUGGAAAAUUACAGAGGCAUGGUGCUGUAUUAGUGGUAAUAUCUCUCUUAAUAGAGACCAAUGGCUUUUACGUACCUGGAGUCGCUCCGGUGGAAUUCAAGAAAGGUCAGAAGAUUGAUGUUAAAGCUGUUAAAAUGACCAGCAUCCAUACACAAUUACCAUAUGAAUAUUAUUCUCUUCCCUUUUGUCGACCCAAGAAAGAAAUUUUUAUUUACAAGUCUGAAAAUUUGGGAGAGGUGUUGCGAGGUGACAGGAUAGUAAAUACUCCAUAUGAGGUUGUAAUGGGAGAAGAUGUCAGUUGCAGAUUGUUGUGUCACGACCCCUCUAGAUUGAUGACCUGGGAUGAGGCUAAUUCCCAACAUGUUAUCCAGAUGAUCCAACACGAAUAUUUUGUUCAUCUAUUAAUAGACAACCUACCAGCAGCUACUAGAAAGAAACACAAAGAGACAAAUAAUGUGGUUGUUUAUCAAGGAUAUCGUUUAGGUGGAGUGAUAAACGAUCAAGUGUAUAUCAAUAAUUAUCUUAAGUUAAUAUUAAGUUAUCAUAAACAUGGCGAAGAUGAAUUUAGAGUAGUUGGAUUCGAAGUGGAAACUCGAUCCAUCGACACAACACAAUUGAAAUUCGAUGGGAAUACCUGCAUAAUACCUAACGAAGCGAACCCGCAGUUUGUCAAUCCAAAAAGCACGAGUCUUCUCUUUCUCUAUUCGGUGGAGUGGAAACAAUCGGACGUAAGCUGGGCCAGCAGAUGGGACGUAUAUCUGGGCAUGAGCGACGUCGAGAUUCAUUGGUUCUCGAUCAUCAAUUCUCUCAUUGUUGUCUUCUUCCUGUCCGGAAUUCUGACAAUGAUCAUGGUGAGGACACUUAGGAGAGACAUUGCUCGUUAUAACGCAGGCGAAAGCGAUAGUCUAGCAGGUCUGGAUGAAACGAUCGAAGAGACUGGCUGGAAGUUAGUCCACGGAGAUGUGUUUCGACCACCGACCAACUCGCGUUUAUUUGCCGCCGUGAUCGGCAGCGGCAUCCAGAUUUUCUUCAUGGCUUUGAUCACGAUAUUCUUCGCGAUGCUGGGGAUGCUAUCACCAGCGAGUCGAGGAGCCUUGGGCACUUGCGCGAUAUUUUUGUAUGUGUUUUCCGGCUUGAUCGCCGGUUACUUCUCGGCAAGACUAUACAAGACGAUGCGAGGUCGGGAGUGGAGAAGAGCCGCUCUAUUGACAGCGACGUUUUAUCCUGGUAUAGUCUUCACGACAUGUUUCUUCCUAAAUUUCUUCAUAUGGGGAAAGCAUAGUUCCGGUGCAGUCCCCUUUACAACCAUGGUAGCCUUGCUUUGCCUCUGGUUUGGCAUUUCUCUGCCUCUUGUCUAUCUUGGCUACUUCUUUGGCUACCGUAAGCAGCCUUUCACGCAUCCAGUUAGAACAAAUCAAAUCCCUAGACAAGUUCCUGAUCAACUAUGGUAUAUGAAUCCAAUAUUAUGUACUUUAAUGGCUGGAAUUCUACCAUUUGGCGCUGUAUUCAUAGAACUCUUUUUUAUCCUAACUGCACUGUGGGAAAAUCAAUUCUAUUACCUCUUUGGAUUUUUAUUCCUCGUUUUUUGCAUCCUUGUAAUUUCGUGCUCGCAGAUAUCAAUAGUCAUGGUCUAUUUCCAAUUAUGCGGCGAAGAUUAUAGAUGGUGGUGGCGAAGCUUCAUUGUGAGCGGCGGAUCAGCGGUUUAUGUGCUGGCAUACUCCAUCUUUUAUUUUGUCACCAAGUUGGAGAUUACUGAAUUAGUGCCAACCCUCAUGUAUUUUGGCUAUACUGCAUUGAUGGUCCUCACAUUCUGGCUAUUGACCGGUACGAUCGGUUUCUUCGCUGCAUACGCUUUCAUCAGAAAGAUAUAUGCGGCCGUCAAGAUAGACUAGUCAAAAUUAUCAUUAGUAGAAUAAUACGAGUGAAUAAAGUUAGAUUUUUAAUUUAAUUAAGAGAAAAUGUGAGAGAGAGAAAGGGCUUUAGUUUUUUGUAUAGAAACAAUAAGUGGAAUAAGUAUGUAUGCAUCUAUAUCUUCCACGAAAUUUCAAAACUGCAAAUAUUUGCAUAGGAUUUUGUUACUGAAAUAUGUAUAUGAAUAUUUGAUGUGUCGAUAUAAGGUUUUUAUUUUUUGUUUAUCAUUGUCAUCAUGACAGCAGUGGAAGCUCCUUAUUCGCCAGAGUUUACAUUGUGUACGAAAAUUGUUACAAAUAUGAAGAUUGUGGAAGGCAAAAAAAAAAUAUAUUGAAAAAUUAAUACAUUUUUAAAGGAAAAAAUGUUCUUUAUUUUUGACAUUUUUUUUUAAUUAUUUUAAAAUAGUAACAUUUAUUGAAAAUAAAUCUUUUUUUUCAUGCAUUAUUUAUUUGUAAAUUUUGUUAUAUUUGUAAAAGAUGGCUGCAAGUAUAUCGAAUUGUGAAUUAAUCAAUAUACGAAUAAGGAAUGGGAGAUUGUAAAACUUCCAUUGUACAAUACAUAUAUUAUUUUUAUUUGAUUUUUAGUAGCGUGAUUUUCUCUAAAUAAGUACUUACAAUAUAUGACACAUUCAUACAUGAGAAAAUAAUCUAUAAAAUUCAUAAACUGAACAUUGGCUAUAUCAAUAUCGUUCCUUGUCUCGUCGAGAGAGAACAAGCAUACACUACUGUGUAAAAAUAUUCAAAUAAUGUGAUAUUAGUGACGGUCAAUGUGCGAAAGUAUUAUAUAGUCUAUAAUGAAUGAGCCAGUUUAAAGUGUUAUUUGUUUCCAUUUUCUUUUUAAAGCAUAUUACAUGCAAUUUUACAGAUGUGUCGGCCGAUGUUGUAAUAAUAAGCACACAUAUAGUGAGUAAGAAUAAUAAUAUAAAGUUUGUGUA
Cataglyphis hispanica is the source of this 3093-nucleotide messenger RNA. It is a transcript of the gene TM9SF4, whose product is annotated as transmembrane 9 superfamily member 4. The record is from RefSeq and is a predicted model, not a curated record. NCBI's taxonomy places the organism in Eukaryota, Metazoa, Arthropoda, Insecta, Hymenoptera, Formicidae. Gene Ontology annotation, cellular component: membrane. Gene Ontology annotation, biological process: protein localization to membrane. Bases 383 to 2140 code for a protein of 585 amino acids. The transcript has 10 exons.